Lotus japonicus is the source of this 3054-nucleotide messenger RNA. RefSeq names its product SEC1 family transport protein SLY1. The record is from RefSeq and is a predicted model, not a curated record. Lineage: Eukaryota; Viridiplantae; Streptophyta; Magnoliopsida; Fabales; Fabaceae. Gene Ontology annotation, molecular function: syntaxin binding. Bases 505 to 2367 code for a protein of 620 amino acids. Gene Ontology annotation, cellular component: Golgi membrane; cytosol. Gene Ontology annotation, biological process: intracellular protein transport; endoplasmic reticulum to Golgi vesicle-mediated transport. The transcript has 4 exons.
AGUUAAAAUCGUUUUUCAAUAUUUCACUCGGCUGAAAAGCAAACCUCAUCUUCUUUAAUUCAUGAACAAAAUCGAGAGCUUCAACAUCUACCACCUGAACCGAUUCAGCCCUGGAACAUAGCUCCCUCCCACCUCUACGACCCUGAAUCAAUUCAGCCAACGAACCCCCGAACUCAUACCCUUCCUAGGCUCAUCAGCAAAGCAAAUUAGGUAGGCUAAAACGAAAGACAUUGGGUAAGGGCAUUUUUGUCAUUCUACAUCUACGAUCGUGGCCGUUCAAUUAUUUCUCACUUCUAUAUCAAUCAAUGGUGCAGAUUGCAGAAUCAUAGUUCAUUGGUGUUCCUUAUUUUCCAUGAUACACUGAAACCACCAUCAUCGUCUUUCUCUGUAUCCUCAACUUCUCUUCAUCUUCUCACAUUUUUCACCUCUCUGUUGCAAUCACAGUGGUUACAGAUCUCAAUCGGAAACCCUAAUUUCACGAUCUCAACCACCACCACCACCACCAUGUCGCUCAAUCUCCGUCUGAAGCAAACAGAAUGCAUUGCUCGAAUGCUAAAUCUGAAUCAACCUCUGAAUUCAUCUGGAACUGCAAACGAAGAAGCCUACAAGAUCCUCAUCUACGACAAGUUCUGCCAGAACAUCCUCUCACCAUUGAUCCAUGUCAAGGAUCUUCGCAAACACGGUGUCACACUCUACUUCCUCAUCGACAAGGAUCGCAACCCCGUUCACGACGUCCCCGCCGUGUACUUCGUUCAACCCACCCACCACAACCUCCAGAGGAUCAUCGCCGACGCAUCUCGCUCGCUCUACCACACCUUCAACCUUAACUUCUCCACCUCAAUUCCUCGCCCACUCCUUGAAGAUCUCGCAUCUGGGACUCUGGCUUCUGAUUCUAUACAGAGAAUUUCCAGGGUUCAUGAUCAGUAUCUUGAGUUUGUUACUCUUGAGGAUGACCUGUUCUCGCUUGCCCACAAGCCUUGUUUUCUUCAGCUCAAUGACCCUUCUGCUGGGGAUCGUGAAAUUGAGGAAAUUGUGGAGAAGAUUGUAUCUGGGUUGUUUUGUGUUCUGGCUACGCUUGCUGUUGUGCCGGUUAUCCGGUGCCCUCGUGGGGGGCCUGCUGAGAUGGUUGCGACUGCGUUGGAUCAGCGGAUCCGUGAUCAUUUGUUGUCGAAGAAUAAUUUGUUUACUGAGGGUGGGAACUUUGUCAGCUCGUUUCAGAGGCCGGUUUUGUGUAUCUUUGACAGGAAUUUCGAGCUUCCGGUGGCGAUUCAGCAUGAUUUCCGGUACCGGCCUUUGGUGCAUGAUGUUCUCGGGUUGAAGCUGAAUAGGUUGAGUGUUCAGGGGGAGAAAGGUGGGAUGAGGUCGUAUGAGUUGGAUAGUUCGGAUUCGUUUUGGCUUUCGAAUGGAUCUUUGGAGUUCCCUGAGGUUGCGGUGGAGAUUGAGACGCAGCUGAAUAAGUAUAAGAAGGAUGUGGAUGAGGUGAAUAAGAGGACUGGGGGAACCCAUGGUGCGGAGUUUGAGGGGACGGAUUUGAUUGGUAACACGAAGCAUUUGAUGAAUGCUGUGAACUCGCUGCCUGAGUUGACUGAGAGGAAGCAAGUGAUUGAUAAGCACACUAACAUUGCUACUGUUUUGUUGGGUGAGAUCAAGGAGAGGUCGCUUGAUUCUUAUGCGAAGAAGGAGAAUGAUAUGAUGGUUAGAGGGGGAAUUGAGCGGAAUGAGCUUCUUGGUGUACUCAGAGGGAAGGGAACAAAGAUAGAUAAGCUGCGUUUUGCCAUCAUGUAUCUUAUUUCCUCAGAAAGCAUUAAUCCGUCAGAAGUGGAAGCUGUGGAAACGGCACUGAGAGAGUGUGAGGUCGAUACUGCCGCUUUCCAGUAUGUGAAAAAGAUUAAGUCUUUGAAUGUUUCAUUGGCAGCGGCGAAUUCUGCAAGUAGAAGUAAUAUUGUUGACUGGGCUGAAAAGCUCUAUGGACAGUCAAUAAGUGCAGUGACAGCUGGUGUCAAAAAUCUUUUGUCUAGUGACCGGCAGCUAGCAUUGGCUAGGACUGUUGAGGCCUUGAUUGAAGGGAGGCCAAAUCCUGAAACGGAUGCAUACCCAGCAUUUGAUCCUCGUGCUCCCAAGUCUGGUUCAGGAGCAAGUAGCAGCCAUUUGAAAGGGCCAUUUAAGGAAGCAAUUGUAUUCAUGAUUGGUGGCGGUAAUUAUGUUGAAUAUUGCAGUCUGCAAGAGCUUGCCCAAAAUCAACAGCCUGCCAAGCAUAUCAUAUAUGGAACAACAGAAAUGCUAACUGGAGUGGACUUUGUAGAGCAGCUUACAUUGUUGGGACAGAAGAUGGGUUUGGGUAAUGUUGGCUCAACCUCAACUCAGUAGUUUCUUUGGAUCAGGGCUCCAGCUGUGUUUGGUAUUCUUCUGCAACUACUAUGUGACUCAUCAAAUUUUAUAAUUAAUCAGGAUACAAGCUGCAGCAGCAUUAGCUUUGUAACAGGAAUUGUGUUCUCUGGUGGUCUCUUAGCUGUUGGCAAAAGUGAACAACUGAAGAUGUUGGUGAACGGGAACUCUCUCCGCCUUCUAUCAUUCUAGGAACUUGUAGGGGAACCCUCUCAGAAUCUAGAUCAGUAUACCUAUUUGGAGCAGCAUGAGACCAGCUGAGUUCUUUUCUUGAUUUCUUUGCAGCUGUUUUGCUUGAAACUGGCCAACAUGAGCUGAUGGACGAAUUGGGGUUCAGUGAUAUUUUGAUGAAUAUAUUUCUCAACUUUAAGAGUGUAACUUAGUGUUCAGUAGCUAUAGUAUGUAGCACUUCAAACAGAAUGCCCCAACUACUUCUUGUCGUCUAUCUAUAAAAUGGUUGAUCUGUUUCCUAGAUAUAGGUUGUGAGAAAUGCAAAUCUUAGAGCAUGAGAGCAGACUUUGGCUUUACUGUCUGGAAUUGAGUUGGUUAUACAUUCCCUCGUUAUUUUAUUCUUUAUUGGGGUUGUAGGGAGGAAUAUUAUGCUUGGAGCCCGCAUCAAACAAUGAUUGUAAAUUUGUGCAUCAUAUUCAAUUUUCUGAUUUACUAGUA